AUGGCGUGGACAAAGUAUCAAAGAUUUCUUGGUGUCAUGAUGGUCGUGACGGGCUCAAUAAACACUUUGAGCACAAAGUGGGCAGAUCAGAUGGACUCUAAAGGAUCAGAUGGUACUGUGAGGAAGUUUGAGCAUCCAUUUUUACAGGCAGCGGCAAUGUUCCUAGGAGAGAUUUUAUGUUUGUUAACGUUUAAGUUUAUUUACUGGAGGAACAGAAAUGGUGGUGAGAAUCAACUCAUACAAGGAAAUCAGAACUUCAAUCCAUUUAUACUAAUGCCAGCGGCCAUGUUUGAUUUGAUUGGCACAUCAAUAAUGUACAUAGGUUUGACUCUCACCUACGCGAGUAGCUUCCAAAUGUUCAGAGGUUCGAUAAUUAUAUUUGUAGCGAUUUUAUCGACAACAUUCUUGGAUAGGAUCAUUGUGAAGAGGGAAUGGAUUGGGAUUGCAACCGUGAUCCUAGGAUUAGUGAUAGUUGGAGCAACAGACGCCAUAUACCAGUCUUCGAGCGAAUCGAAGGGAAGAAAUAGCUUGAUUACCGGCGACCUCCUAAUUAUAGUAGCGCAGGUCAUAUCUGCAUGUCAAAUGGUGUACGAAGAGAAAUAUGUGUCAGGUCUAAACAUUCCUCCCCUCCAAGCUGUGGGUUGGGAGGGGGUGUUCGGGUUCUCGGUGCUGUCGGUACUGCUGUUUAUAUUCUACUGGAUACCAGCUCCGCCACAUUUUGACCACAACGCUAGAAGAACUGUCGAAGAUGUGGUCGAUGGUCUAGUGCAAAUUGGCAACAAUCCUCUACUAUUGGUCGCGAUACUGGGCACAAUUGUGUCGAUAGCGUUUUUCAAUUUCGCUGGUAUCAGCGUCACUAAGGAAAUGUCGGCCACAACCAGAAUGGUCUUGGACUCGGUCAGAACAUUCGUAAUCUGGAUGGUGUCACUGGCAGUUAGCUGGCAAGUAUUCCACUGGCAACACUUGAUCGGCUUCGCUGCACUUAUUCUUGGCAUGUGUGAAUAUAACGGUAUAUUGCCAAGAUGUUGGCAGAGACGUGUUGAAACCGAAGAUCAAGACCAAGUCGUUGAUUCAGAAGCCGAUAGACUUGAAGAGGCGUAGUUAUCGACACGAUGUGGAGCAAUUCGAUAUAAAGCGACGGACUUUAAAAAUAAGAAAAUAAAAAAAAGUCUAUGGAUUUGCGAAAAUACUGUCAACUGUCAGCUCCGAACACGCGACUGAUGUACUCAUUAAGAACGAUAACGUGUUACAUAAAAAAGAAAAUUGUCUAUUCCUUUUUCACAAGAGACGUUGCGGUGUAAAACCUCUCGCACUGGGCAGAUUAGUGCUUACGAUUUCACUCUCCCAUAUAUAUAUUUUUAUACCAGAAACCGUAUACCUUAAGGUUAUUUAUUCCCAAAACACAUGGCGAUAUGAAGGAUUAGCUAGUAAAAUGUAUUAGUGCUGCAAUGCAAUGCCGUUUCACUAACAGAAAAUGGCUAGUCUUUAAAUCAAGAGCCGUCAUUUUGAAGUUAGAUAGGUUAAAAUUAUUAUUAUUAUUUUUUUUUUGUAACGAAAUUAUGUCGAUAAAUAGUCAAAUUUUGAGCUUAGAUCAUUCGACGGCCGUUAAUC
This is a messenger RNA of Melitaea cinxia (Glanville fritillary), 1611 nucleotides long. RefSeq names its product solute carrier family 35 member F6 (gene Tango9). The record is from RefSeq and is a predicted model, not a curated record. Bases 1 to 1101 code for a protein of 366 amino acids. Gene Ontology annotation, biological process: pyrimidine nucleotide-sugar transmembrane transport. The transcript is spliced from 8 exons. Gene Ontology annotation, molecular function: pyrimidine nucleotide-sugar transmembrane transporter activity. NCBI's taxonomy places the organism in Eukaryota, Metazoa, Arthropoda, Insecta, Lepidoptera, Nymphalidae. Gene Ontology annotation, cellular component: intracellular membrane-bounded organelle; Golgi membrane.